This is a messenger RNA of Thrips palmi, 6729 nucleotides long. It is a transcript of the gene GluClalpha, whose product is annotated as glutamate-gated chloride channel. Gene Ontology annotation, biological process: chemical synaptic transmission; signal transduction; regulation of membrane potential. The transcript has 9 exons. The record is from RefSeq and is a predicted model, not a curated record. Gene Ontology annotation, cellular component: neuron projection; synapse; membrane. Lineage: Eukaryota; Metazoa; Arthropoda; Insecta; Thysanoptera; Thripidae. Bases 2180 to 3235 code for a protein of 351 amino acids. Gene Ontology annotation, molecular function: neurotransmitter receptor activity; chloride channel activity; extracellular ligand-gated monoatomic ion channel activity.
CUGGGUCUCAGGAAACCCAGGUUAGAAAAGUAUCGGAGCCAAGAUACGUCAAGCAUACCACAUAAAUGACGCGUUUGUCAAGUUUUAGCGUCAAAAUUUAAGGCUCCAUUCAGUAAAUUGGAAAACUACCACUGCACUAGUGGCUUCUCCAACCCUUCCCACGUCGCUGCUUGAAUCUUUUUUUUACGUUUGAAAAAGACCGACCAACUUAUAAUUAACAAAUAAAAGCACUAAAAUAAGCAUUCGGAAUCGAUAAGGUGACCUCUUGCUCACCAAUAGAAAAGUGCUUUCGCGGUUGAUGUCGCGAUCAGAGGCAUAAGAGGGUGGCUAAGCAGCCUUUAUUGAAGAUACGUCGCUUGCAUGAGGCGAUUCAGCGUGCAUGGCGCAUGAAUGCAUUCAGUCACGAGGUGGAUGACCUCUUAAUUAUCGUGCCGUUUUUAAAACAACAUAAAUCAUACGUUUCGGCAUUGGGGAUGAUCAACGGCCCUAGAAUUACUGCAUGUGUAGAGGUAGACUUCAAGUAAGACUUGUAACAUACUUUGGUUGUCAAGAUACGGUCCAUUCUUGGAACUUUUUCAUAGCGGUGAUGUGGAUGGGUUGGAGCGCCUCUUUGUACUCGGACUAAGAAUAGAAAUUGUUCUAAAAGCAACAUAGUUAAAGUUCGUCUCGUGGGCCGUAUAGGUAAGAUUCGUUGACCUUGUUAUGCCUAGCACUGUACGCUCUAGUGACUAAAGAUUAGAGUGAAAUGCUUUCUGUUAUUUUAUGAUCCUUUCCUUUCUCCUCCUAUCAAACCUCCACGUUUCUUUUAUUUUAUGAUUUCUGUCUCAUUGUCUCUUUCUUACUCUUGCUAUAUCGUCGCCAGUUGCUUUUACACGCUCGGGUAAAGUCAGUUAAAAAACUACCACAAUGUUUCAAAAAUGUACGAAAACAAUCAAGUUAAUGUUUAAUUUAAAAUAAUUACCCCGUAUUAACAUACAUUUAAUUAAUUUGGUUAAUGUUGGACUGCAUGUUGCAAAAUAGCUUUAAAUAGUUACAGUUUCUGAAAAUGGCGACUCUAUCCUUGACCUCAGCUUCCUUCUCUUCUUCUUACUACUUCUCCUCCGAACAAAAUCAAAGGACUUUACACCAACUCAGUGGGGUUCAGGUGAAAUUUCUUUUAAUCUUAGCAGCAUCUUGGAUGCUUCAAUUUGUAGGUUUAGUGCAUCUGGACGGUGUAUUGGCGCAAGGCGCUGUAGGGUGAAAGGCUCCAAGAGUCAGGGUGUGACAGCCACACCCCCAUUCUCAGAGACUCGAGUUGGGUCUCACGAGCUCUGUCACGCUUUAGGUGCAUUUGGUUUUGUUGCGUUUGGUUCUCUGGCACGGCAUCACAUUCCAAAUAACCCAUUUUGACUACAUAAGCAACAUUGGUGAAAUUAUUGGAGGCAGAAAACCGGCAAGCAGCAUUGUAGUUGUGUAGGCAACGGCCAUUCUUAGAUAGGCAUGUGCCUUUGGAUCUCACAGCUUUGUCAAUCGCACAUGUUUUAUAGUCUUUCAGAUUCAGCCCUGCAGUAUGUGUGCACAGACUAACUUUACGGAAUGUCAUGAUGUGUUGGAAUCGGAUUACAGCUUAAGCGUAGGCGUUUCCUUGAGCUAUCUUUCGCGUGACUCAGAUCGAUUAGGAAAGAAAUGAACAUGGACUUCCUUUGUUUUGGCCCUUGAAGUGUACAAACAACAUCAAUGUGUUCAAAUUGUUCAGGUGAUAGCGUAAAAAACUUUAAUUUGAUUGGAAUAAUAAAGCAAAUAAAUCGCAUAGUAUUUUUAAAAUGCAUGAUUUGUGUGACUUAAAAGCAGAACGAAGCAGAUGAAUCUGUUGAUGGUAUAGUGUGAUGGAACCAACUCGUACUGCUUUAUCUACUUUCAGCAGGCUAAAAUUUGUACUUCUCCGUUCAGUCACUACAUAAGCAACGGUGCUGCCAUCUAUACAUUUGUUUUCGUGAACUUGAACCACGUAGAAACAAGUGGCGGUUAUCGAACAGACGCAAUAAUCAGAACUUUUCUUUCUCGGCUUAGAUGGGCCCGCGAUAGUGGUUGUCAACAUAUUUGUAAGAAGUAUCUCAAAAAUUGAUGACGUGACGAUGAAGCGACGGUAGUAAACGUGAACAUCUUUCUGCGAUCUAUCAGCAAAAUAGACGAUUAUAAAAUGGAAUACAGCGUCCAGUUAACAUUCCGUGAGCAGUGGCUGGAUGAGCGACUCAAGUUCAAUGAUUUCGGAGGGAAAAUAAAGUACCUGACUCUGACGGACGCCGCCAGGGUGUGGAUGCCGGACUUGUUCUUCUCCAACGAGAAGGAGGGCCACUUCCACAACAUCAUCAUGCCCAACGUCUACAUCCGCAUCUUCCCGUACGGCUCCGUCCUCUACAGUAUCCGCAUUUCGCUAACGUUAUCCUGCCCGAUGAACCUCAAGCUGUACCCGCUCGACAGACAAGUGUGUUCUCUGCGGAUGGCCAGCUACGGCUGGACCACAAACGACUUGGUGUUCCUGUGGAAGGACGGCGACCCCGUGCAGGUCGUCAAGAACCUACACCUACCACGCUUCACCCUCGAGAAGUUUCUCACAGACUAUUGUAACUCAAAGACUAACACAGGAGAGUACAGCUGUCUCAAGGUGGACCUCCUCUUCAAACGAGAGUUCUCGUACUACCUCAUCCAGAUCUACAUUCCCUGCUGCAUGUUGGUCAUCGUGUCCUGGGUGUCCUUCUGGCUGGACCAAAGUGCUGUUCCGGCGCGCGUCUCCCUGGGCGUCACCACCCUGCUCACCAUGGCCACGCAGACCUCAGGUAUCAACGCCUCGCUGCCGCCCGUGUCCUACACCAAGGCCAUCGACGUGUGGACGGGCGUGUGCCUCACCUUCGUGUUCGGCGCGCUGCUCGAGUUCGCCCUCGUCAACUACGCGUCGCGCUCCGACAUGCACCGCGAGAACAUGAAGAAGCAGCGCGCCGCCUGCGAGGCGCUGGACCACCCAGACCCCAGCGACCUCAUGGAGGACGGCAACACCACCUUCCCGAUGGUGCGGCAGUGCGAGAUCCACAUGCAGCAGAGCCGCCCCAACUGCUGCAAGACGUGGCUGUCCAAGUUCCCGACGCGCUCCAAGCGCAUCGACGUCAUCUCGCGCAUCACGUUCCCGCUCGUGUUCGCGCUGUUCAACCUCAUCUACUGGUCCACGUACCUGUUCCGCGAGGAGACGGAGGACUCGUAAGCCUCCGCUUCACGCCGCUCCACGCCGCUCCACUCGGCAGGGGAUCUGGCGAGGCCGAGGCCGUCACUACAUCGAGUGUCGCCGCAAAGCGAUCCCUCCGUUCCCAACCAAAGCGAGUGCACACUGUGAACCGUGUCCGUGUGUGCCUGUGUGCAUGUGAGUGUGUCUGAGUGUGUGCCUGUGUGCGUGUUGGCGACACGGGGGCUCCCAAUCUGCUCACUUGUUUAGCCAAACGACUAUUUUGUCCGAGGAGAGCCCUCUCAGUCGCCGAACAAAAAAAAAACAAAACAAAAAGAAACAGAAAACAAAAAAAAAAGAAAGGACGAGAUCUGUGAUCAUAUUUUUUACUCUAAGUCGUUCGUCGCGCUGGAAACUCGAUAGUGACGGACACUACAGUGUUGCCAUGUGUAUAGUUAAUCGUCCUCGUAAUUUAAGGUGGCCGCGAGCCGCGAGCGUCACACAGGUGCUGCGGCGACCGCGUUCCUUCCAAGGCCUCGUGGGACCUCGCGGGACGUUUCGGACGCUCCACUGCAAGGCCUGGAGUCCGCGGACGUCUCGUCUCCACGCUCCAGGACUUCCAAGGACGCGCCAGCAGUCCGUCGCGGCGCCGCAGGACACGCGGCAUUAUACAGACUAUGGUCAACUAGCUCUAAGUAUUCCAUUUGUACAAAGACGGCUCAAACUACGUUAGGGUAAUUGUUUAACUGUUUGUGGACGUGGUAGGGACGGCAGCAGCCGGGCUAGCCCACGCCACGUGAGGCCCUGGAUGAGUACCUGGCCGUCUAUGUUGUAGUGUUUGUAUACGGUGUCUCAUCUCUCAUACGUUGUGUAAAUACGCCACAGUUUGUGUUUAGAAUUCUAUGUGUAUGUGCGUGAGUGUUCCUACCCAAAGAAGCAAAGGGUUGUGCGACUACCUUCUGCGUUACAAAUCCACGUAGCUUUGUCAAGAAAAAGACACGCAACGAUUCCAUUCCAGUCCUCCCAGGCGGUGAAUGGAUGGUCUAGAAGGGGCAGGGCAGGCAGGGCAGGCAGGGCUCGAGCGCAGUCCGCAGUGCGUGGGUGCGAUGCCACUCCCAGGUCCCGGGGGUGCCCCGAGGGGUGCCCCGAGGGGUGCCCCGUCGCGACGGGUGCCCUGGACGUCAACAUGAGGGAGGCGCCGCCUAGUCGCGUGACCCGGUUCGCCAUUUUGAGGAGGUUCAGAUCUUGAAAAUGUUUCCCCCGGAAUCGAGCCGAGGUAGAACGAGGCAGGCACGGGCACUGCCCGUCGGGCAGACUGGGCAGACGGUCCCUGGCCUUUCACGACACGCACACCUCCUCGCCACGGGGCUCGGCCGCGCCGCCACGCCACUGGGAGCUCGGCACGGACGGCACGGCGGGCCCGCCGGGGGAAGUCCACCCCUGCCAAGUGCGUCGCGGCCAUCGGACUGCAAGUUGUGAUGCCGCCAGUACUUCCCGACUGUAAAUAUGUGUUCUCUCCUCAAAAUAAUAAUAAUUAUAAUUAAUCGUAUUACUAUGGUACUUACUACCAUCUCCUUGAACGCUUACAACCAACAAAAGCAGGCUGCGAGCGAAGCCAGCCGCUCAUCCAAUUUCAUUCCCUUGCGCAAGUACCCCCCGUCCCAGCGACUGCGGUCACACGGAACUGGGUGAGAAAGAACGGUGGAAUUUUUGUUUGGGGAAAACCAAUGUCGCGUCAAGAAACCAAGGAACACUGAAACUGUCAACAGGAUUUGGAUUUGUUCUACCCACCACCUGGACUUGCUUUUGCCAUGCUGGUUGUGAAACUGGUUGUAGGACCAAUAACUUUCUCUCCCAACGGACCCUUUUAAACAAAACAUGGUUUAGAGUGUGAUUAAUCUCACUGUAUUUUAGUUCGAUUGUAUAUGCUCUUUUCUUUUUAUUCAAGCCAAAGCUUUGUGUUCUGGUGUUGUCAUUUCUCCCCGACUGUCAAAUAGCUUAGAUCUUAAAGAAUUGUCAUGAAAAUCUUCUCUACACUUUUGACGGGGAAUGGAUAAUAUUGAAGAAUUAUAAAAUGUCAAACCUACCUCAUUUGCAUGUCUAACCAGACUACUACCAUAAUUGUCUGUAGUUUAGCUCAUAACAGUAUCACAACUUCACAUAUCUCAAGAUAAAUCAUUCAAAAAUAGGGGAGAAAAUAACAUCUACAAUAGCUCAGGAAGGACUUUAUGGAAGUUGGAUCUUGUGAAAUUUGGAACAAGCAACUAAAGCUUUCACUGCUGGCAAAGGAUACAUACAAACAGUGCCUGUCACAUUUAUUGUUAAGUCUUCAAGACCAUUGGUACAAAGCUAUUGAGGAGUUGACACUACUCAUGACCUUCCAAACACCUCCAACGUUGUGGUAUUCUGUAUACUUCUACUAUGGUUGUUUCUUUGCCUCUUGUGCGGGAUUGAUGAAAAUAUCAUCAGACUUACUAACAUAGGCCAAAUGCUACUGUUUAGGAAGUACUAGACAUGAAAUAAGUGUAUAGAGAGAAAAGAAUGUACAUUUUAUUUAGUUUAAACUUAAUGUGUAGAAUCAAAACCAAAAAAGAAAAAAAUACUUGGAAGAUGAAAUAUUGACCUUUUAAAACCAAGACCUAAAAAAGAGAACAUUCAUCCACAGUUCUGAGUUUGGUAUAGUGGUGUAACACCUGUUAUUUUAAAAGCAAAACUAAAUCCGAUACAAUUAAAGCUAUUGCUUGGCAUUGUGUAUAGAAAAACUGUGGUUCUCUGAUGCUUCCUACUUGAUAUUGAACAUAAAUGAAAUCAGUGGAACAUGGCAUAACACUAUAAAGUCAAUUAAUCCACAUGGUAAUGUAAAUACAAAAAAAAUAAUUCUGAAUGUUACCCUUACCUUGCUCACCUAACAAAGAUUCCACACAUGUGUUUGAAUGUAAAUACCUUAAAUUAAGGGACUGCAGUUAUAAUGUAAAACCUUAGUUCCAUCUAUAGCCUUUCACUUACAUGAAAUGUUCCCCUCAAAGCAACUGUUGGUAACUUCUUAAAUAGAAUUUUUAAUAUCCUAUGUUUUAUUAUAUUCUUUCAUUCCAUUUGUUUUUCCUUUGACAUAUUCGUCCAUUUGAAAAAAAAAAAAUCAAAUCAUAUAAGAGACUUUAUGCACAAGGAAUCUGAUGGAAUCAAUACUUGGAAUAAAAUGUUAAGUGGAAAUUGCGAAAUGACUUUUGACUUUGCACUUCACGAAAUCUGAAAUAAUCUUAAUUCACUUGUCACAAUGAUUCCCUCGUCUUCCAAAACAGUUGGCCUUAUUCUAACUUUCACUUUCUUUUCCAUAAACAGUAUUAGCUCUGAAGUGUUGUGAAAUACAGAAUUGUGUUGAAGUAACUUAUUUUAGGAUUGCUAGGGGGCUGUGAGAAAAAGUUUCUUUCCAACAAGGUAACGCUGGGUAAGGCAGGCCAAAAGUGGCAAAGAGGGCAGAAUCUAAUACUGGUUAUCGGAUACUAUUUUUUAUAAAAGCUAAAAGUUAAAAAAAAAAA